UUCUGAGAUUUUUCUGAAGGCAACCAAAUACCCAUUUUACAAUUUCUCUCAAAAAUCAAGGGAAUUAAUUAGAUUUAUUAGUAUAAUUAAUCGAUCACACGGUUUCAAGAUUCUUGAUUUUUUUAAAAAAAAUUUGCUUGAAGAAGUUGAUUGAUAAGUUUCAAUGGGGACGCCGGCAUUUCCAAAUCUUGGAAAACACUGUUUCGUAGAUGAUUGCCGGCAGAUUGAUUUCUUGCCUUUUACCUGCGAUUGUUGUCACCAGGUGUUUUGUCUAGAGCAUCGGAGCUAUAACAGACACCACUGUCCAACAGCGAACAAGAAUGAUGUUACUGUGGUUGUUUGCCCACUCUGUGCAAAAGGAGUACACCUUAUUCCUGAUGAAGACCCGAAUAUAACUUGGGAAUCACAUGUAAACACGGAGUGCGAUCCAUCAAACUACGAAAAAGCCACAAAGAAAAGAAAAUGUCCUGUACCUGGCUGCAGAGAGUUCUUGACUUUCUCAAACACAAUCAAGUGUCGAGAGUGUACUGUAGAUCAUUGUUUGAAGCAUCGGUUUGGACCUGAUCACAAAUGUCCUGGACGUAAGAAACCUGAAGCAGCAUUCCCGUUUAUGAACUUUCGAACUGGCAGUAGAAAAGACGACCCCAAGAAAGCUCCGGCCACAUCAUCCUCUAGUUGGACGUCAUCCUUCUUCAAGGCAGCUGAAGCUGGAAUGGCAAAAUUGGGCAGCGGAAGGGGCCAAAGCAGCAAUGCCACAAACCAUAGUGGGAGUGCUAACGGGCAAGUUGAGCAAUGCCCGCAAUGCACUCUAAGGUUUUCUUCAGUCACAGCUCUCGUGAGUCACGUACAGAAAGUCCACGAAAAGAACGGUGUCAUGAACCUGACAGUCGAUGUCUGCCCCAGAUGUAGCAAAGGUUUUCGCGAUCCAGUGUCCCUCGUAGAACAUGUUGAAAGAGUACAUAAAGGAACUUCAAAGGCAUAGGGGAGAUCAAUGUAAAGAAGGAAAUUGCAGCAUUCUUAUUGUUAUUUUUAAUUCAAAAACAGUAGUCAGCUCAUUUGAGAAUUGCAUUGCUCUUUUGGAGUGGGGGUGGGGUGGCGUGGAUCAAAGGGAGGGGGGUGGAUCCGUCCUUUCUCCCCCUUCGU
Molecule: messenger RNA, 1143 nt
Organism: Solanum dulcamara
Lineage: Eukaryota; Viridiplantae; Streptophyta; Magnoliopsida; Solanales; Solanaceae
Product: zinc finger AN1 and C2H2 domain-containing stress-associated protein 11-like
Exons: 2
Coding region: 164-982 (272 amino acids)
Cellular component (GO): cytoplasm
Molecular function (GO): zinc ion binding
Source: RefSeq, a predicted model, not a curated record